Pocillopora meandrina is the source of this 2724-nucleotide messenger RNA. NCBI's taxonomy places the organism in Eukaryota, Metazoa, Cnidaria, Anthozoa, Scleractinia, Pocilloporidae. The record is from the annotation of a GenBank genome assembly.
CUAGAAGUAGUUUUGAGAACAUUCCCAAGUUUCAUAUAGAGAGAUCUGCUACAAAUCUCGUGCUCGAAUCAUGGCUACUGCAUUUCUCUUCAUCUCUGGCACUUUCCUGGUUCUUUUCAUCAUACCAGCCGGUAAGUUAGAUUUUCAAUUUUCAUUUGCGCAAACUUGAGUUAAUGUGCUCCCGCUUUAGUUUCAAGAGGAAAACUGCUGCGCUCAUUUCUGAAUUGUUCCUAGACAAAUUUUAGUUCGGCUGGUGCAGACGAUUCUCAAUUGCUUUUGACGUAAACUCUCGUAUAUUUUGUUGUAAUCAAGUAAACACAAGAAAAGCUAUAAUCCUAGCAGGUGUGCUGUAAUCUAAACAAUUGCAGAAAAAAAAAUUAAAAAUUCAGGCUUUCACGGAAUUUGAACUCGUUCCUCCCAGAUAUGAAAAGAUGAAAAGAUUUCUCACCAACAAAGUGACGUGGCUAAAGUCCUACCUCCAAAAUCGCGAGAAUUAGACUUUGUCCUCGGGACAAAUGUAAGCAUCACUGAUAAGGUAAAUGAACGCUUGGAGAUUUCAUAUCAUCCAUUUAUCCUUUAGAUAUAUUUUCAUUUUUCUUUCUUCACUUAAUCUUCCUUGGCUUCAAUGCGGCAGAUAAUUAGGAAUUAAACGUCAUUCUGGAAAAAGCAGAGUGAGAUCAAAUCGGAAAAUAAACUCGUGUUUCCACAUGCGGGCCAUGUCUUAGAGAAAUACAUUUGCAGUUCCCAGUGAUAGCUCCUGGUUAAAAGUUAGACAAUUAAGUACUCUUUAAAUUGCCAAGUCAUAAUCUGUGCCGCUAAAACAGUGUAGCAACCAGGUACACACGCAAGCACAAACGUACGUGCGCAAAGUUUUACCUCCGGAAAUCUUAUAUAUAUCUUGAUACUAACUUUUGAAAUUCUCCUGCACUCAUUGGUCGAGAGGCAUGAUCAAUACAGAUACAGGCAAUGAAAAAUUUGUCAUACCAAGUCAUAGAAAGCGCAGGAUAAGAAUUUGAAGCAGUCUUGGUCGAGUAAUAAAUACACGAAAGGCUCAGCUUCUUUAAUUCGAGAAAAGUGCAUAUUUGUGUUCGGAAAUCAGUUUUAGACUUCGGCUGAGCUAUUCUAUCAAUAGUAAAAUUUCCUAAGGUUAUGAUACCCUUUUGCAUGUGAACGGUAAAAAAAAGUGUCGAGAUUCAUUAUGCAGCGCUACCAAAUUUCUAGCUACAAAAUCACCUAGGUAGUCAAUGGUCACUUCCGUUCGAACACCGUGCGCGUUUGUUUGGCCUGUGAAAGGAUGUGUCCUUCAAGUCUUGACAAACUUUCGUAACUGUGAUAUUUUUCUUUAACCAACAGCUUUGUCGCUUCAGUGUUACGAUUGUUCGAGUCCUGUGCAGGUUAGUGGAGGAACUAGCUGCAGUGCCGGCAAUGUGAAAAAAGUAACUUGCCCUCCGAUUUAUGACCGAUGUGUUACAGUGAAGAUUAGUAUGACCCCAGACGUAACAGUCGAGAUGAGGAACUGUUCUUCCAGCCUGGUCUGUGAUGCACAGUCGAAUUUUAAUCGUAAGUAAAAUAGUGCAGUUUAGCUAUAUCACUAGUUACAUUGUAAACAAUCUGCAAUUCUGCUUAAACCCAACUCUUACAUCUAUAUGGAUCACAAUGGCAGAACUAUUUCUGUAUAUAGUAUUACCAACAUACCUCUUGAUACGUUGUAUCAAGAGGCCUUAACUCUUAACUGUGUGAAGAAAACCAACUCAAAUUUGACCGCGCGCGCAUCUACCGCGCAAAAUUUCAAAGGAAAACAUGAAACCAACCGCAGUUACUCAUACUGUGCGAAAAAAAAUUGAAACGUCCACAGAAAUCUUUGAAAGGGACAAAUUAAGGAACAGAAAAACUCGACACAUUUUGAAUUCGAAGCUUAUGAAAUAACGAGUAUCCCGUUAAAUCACCAUUCUGUUUUGAGCUUGCCGAAAAUGUUAUACGCUUCUAAUUAAAACACCGUGACUUACUGGCUCGAGUGGUUGCUUGUAACUCGUGUGAGACACGUGUUCUGACACCCUGAAAGCACUCCACCAACCAAGUCAUGACAACGUUUGCACAUGCGCAAACGUGUGACCGCUGGGUUGAUAAAAGCCUUACGGGACGGUUAUUUACUCGAUGUCAAACCCAAAUCGCAGUUUUACGCAAACACUGGCGCUUACGUAUUUUCUAUAAGAAGGUUGUUUUAAUUUACUAAAUUUCCCUAGACACAGUUCACAAAACUGAAUGUUCAGAUAAAUUAUUCAGCUGAUUCAAGAUAGUCUAAACCGUGGUUUUGUUGAACAAUGGCUAAAUGUUGCUACACCUUGUUCAAGUAAUCGGCCCUACGUGUUUUAUGACGACAAAAAACCGCUGAAACAGCUAUUUCGUUCCCGUAAAACGUUAUUUUCGAAUAUAUACAUUGAAAUUGUUUUUAAUCUACAGCUUGUAAAAUGUACAAGGCUCAAGGGAAAGACUGUAGUAUUGAAUGCUGCCAAGGUGACCUGUGUAACAGAGUAGGACCCACUGAGCCGCCCUCUAAGCCAUCCAGCGCAGUAUUGGGACCUACUUUGAGCCUCGGAGCUCUGUUAUUCGCCUUACUUCUGCCAAAGAUUUUCGGAUUCAACUAAGAAAGGCUGUGCAGCUGUUUCCUGAUUCCAAUUAUUUUGCAAUCAAAAGCUGGCUUCUCAAAGAUAUUAUUAAGAGGGA